CAGGCUCCCUCCAUUUUGGGCUUGGCAGUCCUCCAGGAAGGUGUCUGUUGAAGGCCUCCUCCCAGAGUUUUAUCCAGGACAAAGACUUGGCUGAAAGUAGACUCCAAAACCAAGGUCCUGAAGCCCCUUCCAAGAGUGCUGGAGGCAGCAGUGACCAAAAAUGAAUACCGACCCUGAAGUUGCUAAGCAGGAGAACGAGGAUCCUGUGAAAAGAUCAGUUCGCAUCAUGGAGAAGCAGAAAAAGCUGGUGGCCAUGGAGCAGGAGAUGAAGGAGGAGCAUCAGCUGAGAGACCAGAAGAAUCCUGAGCAUGAAGUUAAAGUCGAAGGGGGUGCUCCCACCAGGCGGGGCCGUGGUCGCCCUGCCAAGGCCAUCACCCCUGGCAAGAGGGGCCGCCCUGCCAAGGCCAUCACCCCUGGCAAGAGGGGCCGCCCUGCCAAGGCCCGUGCCCCGACCAUGACUGAAGUCUAUUUCCAGAGAGCUGAGAGAAGCCCCAGUGACACUGGCCCUAACGACUACGGAGAUGAUGCGGGUCCCAGCUACAGCACCGACCCCACACCAGGAAGAGGCAAGAAAGGCAAGAAGAUGUAUGACGAGAAGGGCAGGCUGAAUCUGAAUAAAGAAGACCUUUGCGAUUGCCUGGAUGUCGAUUGCCUUGGCUGUUUCUACCCAUGUGCCACCUGCAAUUCUCACAAGUGUGGGUCUGUCUGUCGCCGCAACCGGGACUGGAACUAUGAGGCCAUUGAUGAUGAGGAAGGAGAAGUGGUCAGCACCUUCCCAUUUCCUCAGUAGGAGUCUGGAUUCUCCUGGGGCUCUCCUCAGAGUCCCUGUUCUGCAUAUCUUCUGCAAUAGAAAAUUUAAGGUGCUGACGAAGUUCAAGAACAGAAGAAUGUGUAUUGUUAAAGUUCUAGCAUAUAAAAAAGAAUAAAAAAAAAGUUUG
Monodelphis domestica (gray short-tailed opossum) is the source of this 938-nucleotide messenger RNA. RefSeq lists its product as uncharacterized. NCBI's taxonomy places the organism in Eukaryota, Metazoa, Chordata, Mammalia, Didelphimorphia, Didelphidae. Gene Ontology annotation, molecular function: DNA binding. The record is from RefSeq and is a predicted model, not a curated record.